AUGGGGAAGCGGCGGCGUACGUCGUCAGGCUCGGAGUCGUGGUCGGCGAGCGGCGGGGACAGCGGCGUGAGCCCGCGGCCCUGCCGGCCCGUGCUGAGUCCACCCUCGGGCCUGGGGCGCGGCGUGAAGGCCGCGGGUGCGGGGGUUUGCAAGCAAACAGUUGCUGAUGACCAAAUAGACAAGCUGCUGUUGGCAAAUUGGGGGCUUCCCAAAGCCGUUCUGGAGAAAUAUCACAGCUAUGGUGUAAAAAGCAUGUUUCAAUGGCAGGCAGAGUGCCUCCUGCUUGGACAAGUUUUGGAAGGAAAGAAUUUAGUUUAUUCAGCUCCUACGAGUGCUGGGAAGACUCUUGUUGCAGAAUUGCUUAUCUUGAAGCGGGUGUUGGAAAUGCGGAAGAAAGCUUUGCUUAUUCUUCCUUUUGUUUCUGUGGCUAAAGAGAAGAAAUACUACCUCCAGGGUCUGUUUCAGGAAGUAGGAAUAAAAGUAGAUGGUUAUAUGGGCAGUACCUCUCCAACAGGGCCGUUUUCUUCUGUGGAUAUUGCUGUCUGUACAAUUGAGAGAGCCAAUGGGCUGAUCAAUCGCCUCAUAGAGGAAAAUCAGAUGGAUCUGUUAGGAAUGGUGGUUGUGGAUGAAUUACACAUGCUGGGAGAUCCUCACCGAGGGUAUCUGCUAGAGCUUUUGCUGACUAAGAUUUGCUAUAUUACUCAGAAAUCAGCUUCUUGCCAGGCAGAUUCAGCCAGUCCUCUGUCUAAUGCUGUGCAAAUCAUUGGCAUGAGUGCUACCCUUCCUAAUUUGGCGCUUGUAGCUUCCUGGUUGAAUGCUGAACUCUACCAUACUGACUUUCGUCCUGUGCCACUUUUGGAAUCAAUAAAAAUUGGAAAUUCCGUAUAUGACUCUUCAAUGAAACUUGUGAGAGAAUUUCAACCCAUGCUACAAGUGAAGGGAGAUGAUGACCACAUUGUUAGCUUAUGUUAUGAGACCAUUUGUGAUAACCAUUCAGUAUUACUUUUUUGUCCAUCAAAAAAAUGGUGUGAGAAGCUGGCAGAUAUCAUUGCCCGAGAGUUUUAUAAUUUACACCAUCAACCUGAAGGAUUGGCAGGACCAUCUGAAUUUACACCAGUGAUUCUGGAACACAAGGGCCUUCUGGAAGUGAUCAAUCAGUUAAAACGUUCACCUUCGGGACUAGACUCUGUGUUACAGAAAACUGUGCCAUGGGGAGUAGCAUUUCAUCAUGCAGGUCUUACUUUUGAGGAGAGGGAUAUCAUUGAAGGAGCCUUCCGUCAAGGUCUUAUUCGGGUCUUGGCAGCAACAUCUACUCUUUCUUCUGGAGUAAAUUUACCUGCACGCCGUGUGAUUAUCCGAACUCCCAUUUUCAGUGGCCGAACCCUAGAUAUUCUUGCUUAUAAGCAGAUGGUUGGUCGUGCCGGCAGGAAAGGAGUAGACACAGUGGGUGAAAGUAUCUUAGUUUGUAAGAACUCUGAGAAAUCAAAAGGAAUAGCUCUACUUCAAGGAUCUCUAAAACCUGUUCGCAGUUGUCUGCAAAGGCAAGAAGGAGAAGUGGCUGAUAGCAUGAUACGAGCUAUUCUGGAGAUAAUAGUUGGUGGAGUGGCUAGUACGACUCAAGACCUGCAGACUUAUGCUUCUUGCACAUUUUUGGCUGCUAGUGUGAAAGGAGGGAAGCAGGGAAUUCAGAGAAAUCAAGGUGCUCCUCAAUUUGGGGCAAUUGAAGACUGUGUGAAGUGGCUGCUAGAAAAUGAGUUUAUCCAGAUAACAGAAUCCAGCAAUGGAGCAGAAGGAAAGGUGUAUCAUCCUACACAUCUUGGCUCAGCUACUCUUUCUUCUUCACUUUCUCCAACUGAUACCUUAGAUAUUUUUGCUGACCUCCAAAGAGCAAUGAAAGGUUUUGUUUUAGAGAACGACCUUCAUAUUGUCUACCUGGUUACACCUAUGUUUGAAGACUGGACUGCUAUUGAUUGGUAUCGCUUUUUCUGUUUAUGGGAGAAGUUGCCGACUUCUAUGAAAAGGGUGGCAGAGCUUGUAGGCGUUGAAGAGGGGUUCUUGGCUCGCUGUGUGAAAGGAAAAGUGGUAGCCAGAACCGAGCGGCAGCACCGACAAAUGGCCGUCCAUAAGAGGUUUUUCACCAGUCUUGUGUUACUAGAUUUGAUCAGUGAAAUUCCCUUGAAGGAAAUUAAUCAGAAAUAUGGAUGCAAUCGUGGGCAGAUUCAGUCUUUGCAACAGUCGGCUGCUGUUUAUGCAGGAAUGAUCACAGUGUUUUCCAGCCGUCUGGGCUGGCACAACAUGGAGCUGCUGCUUUCCCAGUUUCAGAAGCGCCUCACGUUUGGCAUCCAGAGGGAGCUGUGUGACCUGAUCCGCGUGUCCUUACUCAAUGCGCAGAGAGCCAGGUCCCUCUAUGCUUCUGGCUUUCUGACUGUGGCAGAUCUUGCUAGAGCAAACACUGCUGAGGUGGAGAUGGCUCUGAAGAAUGCUGUGCCUUUCAAAAGUGCUCGGAAGGCAGUGGAUGAGGAAGAGGAAGCAGUUGAAGAACGUCGGAAUCUGCGAACCCUUUGGGUGCCUGGCAGAAAGGGUUUAACUGCAAGGGAAGCAGCAGCCUUGAUAGUGGAAGAAGCUGGAGUGAUUCUGCGUCAGGACCUAGUUGAAAUGGGAGUGCAUUGGGAUCCAGCUUCUCCCGUGAGGUCUGGCACAAGUUCAGAGACCAGCAGCAUGUCAGGAGUAAAGGUGCACACGUUGAAAUCCCAAACUAAGUGUUCUCACAAAAGACUACGAUCAAAUAAUCAAAGCAGCACACAGCUGAGUGAUUAUAGUGAUGAAGUUUCAGCAAAGAGACAUCAAGAUUUAGAUAAAAAUAGAAAGCAUUCAAAUUCUUCCCAUAAGCUCCAGGAGGGGAAUCGGAGUGACUCCAUCUUCAGAAUGAGAAAGCGGGCUGCUUCGGGUGCAAGUAAAGAGAAGCUUGGAGCUGCUUUGAGGGAGAGGAACACGAGCGCUACCAGAAUUGUCCGGACUUUCUCAUUGGAGAAAACAAAAAGAACUGUUUUGAGUUUCAGUUCAGAGCAGAUGAGCCCUAGUUCUCCCUCUUGGAAACAAGGAAAGUUUCUAAAAAAGCCCAGGGACAGUAGCCCUGUGCAAGAAUCUGAGAUGCAGCAAGGUGAUUCACAACAACAGAGUGUCUCUAGACCUAUUUUUUGUGAAAACUCACCUUCCUUUGAUGAGCAAAAUAUGGAAUUUAGAAGUCCAGGGUCAUGUGCCAAAAAUAUGUCAUCUUGUGACAAGGAAGAAUACAAGAAAACCUCAUUCCUGUUACAAACAGAGCAGGCUUGUUUAGAGAAAAGAACAAGUAAUAAUGUUCUUAAGGAACAUUUUGUAACAGGAAUCCAAAGUGAAAAUAUAACUAGUCAUGUCAUCAGUGUGGCCAAUAAAAACAGGAGAGGAAUAGCUGUUGCUGAGGCAGAAAAGAUCGAUGAUGUGCUAAUAAUGCAGAAAGGUUCAAAAAACCAGAGCAUUUCUGUGAAACACCGUGACCCCCAUCCAGUUAGCCAGGGUCUGGGACAGCAGUGUGCUGAGCAGAUAAACACUUGUACGGAGCCAAAGAGACGUGAGUCCUGUGAGAUAGUCAGUAGCCGUACCUUCAGAGACUCAGAUGUUACUACUGCUAUCUGCUGUGGUAGAAGAAGUGUUGACAUGGAGAAUAAGCCAGGUUGUUACCAGGUAUUAGGAGAUGACGUAAGCAAAACUGAGUUACCUCAGGGAUUGGUUCAGUCAACUAUAGAAUUACAUCAGUCAGGAGGCAAGCGUGAAGAACAUUCUCUAAAUUCUAGAGUACAAGAAAAAGCAGAUGUUUCUAAGUUAGGUUUGGUCCUCUGUGAGUUUGCAGAUAGUUUCUAUCUGGACACUCAGUCAGAGAAAGUCAUCCAACAGUUGGGAACUACAAAUGCCAAUCAAGAAACAAAGAUGAGCGCCCUAGCAGCAGGGGCAAUGCAGAAGGGCUUAGACCCUCAGAAUGCGUGUCCUAGAACUCCUAGUGAACAGCAUUCUGUAAGUGUGGCUAGACCAGACCAGCUGGAAGCUAAGGUUGUAGAUACUGUGAAGCAAAGCACUGAAAAUGGGGUUGAUAGGCUGACUACAGAAAGCCCUAUUUUUCAUUCUCCAGUACUAUUGGGGGAAAAUAACCCUGGCUUUAAAGGAAUUGAACAUUCUGUUACUGAUUCCCAAUUAAACAGUUUUCUUCAAGGUUUUCAAACUCAAGAAAUGGUAGAACCAGUCAUGCCUCUGGCUCCUCAAAUGAAAACUCCCACUGGGAUUGAGGCAGUGUGUCUCCCACCUCCUGAAACCAGUUUGAAUUUAAGUGACAGUAUACUGUUUGACAGCUUCAGUGACGACUUCCUAGUAAAUGAGCAACCAUGUGAUGGCCAAGCACGACAGCCCCUUUCUGAAACGACACCAAACCAUGUCAGCAGUGCGUGGUGCCUGCAGCAGGAAGACCCAAUGGGAGAAGCUGGCCCGAAUGAGCAGCAAGUUGGUCAGCAGCAGCUGCCUUGUUUCAGUGAUGAGUCUAUUGUGUUUUCAGAAGCGGAUUCUGUUCAGAUGGUUGAAGUCUUGGACAGUGUGGCUGUCCUUCCUGCCCAAGAGAAGUGUCACUUUGCAGUAUCUCCUGAAGCAUUGGAACUGAGUGAUUCAGUGAUAGGUAAUGAUCACUCCCAAGAAGCCCCUGGAGAGCAGGAUGGGGAGGCUCAGCAGUCCAGACUCACUGAGGCAAGGCCAGAUAGUUCACUCACGUGGUCAGGAGCAUCAUUUGACUUGAGUCCAGGACUUCAAAGACUUUUAGAUAAAGUGUCCAGUCCUCUGGAAAAUGAAAAGCCAGCAUUAAUAAGCAUAAACUUGCCUUGUUUGAAAGACAAAAGCACAGAAUUAAAUGGGAGACAGGAAGGGAUUUCAAAUUUGGAGAGAGGUCAACUUGAGAGAAUUUCAGUUUUUUCUAAUAAUCAAGUAAAAAGCAAGAUUGAGGCACUGGAAAACAGUGUCAGUCACGAUGAAACUUCAGGCUCCUCACCUUGUAAGGAGAGGACUACAGCCGAUGAUAACGGCCUCGUUCCUCCUACACCCAGGACAGCAUCUGCUUCUACGCUGGCAUUUGCAGAAAUUCUUGGCCCAUCUGUAAAACAUCAGAAAACUAGUAGCCGUAUGCUCCAGCCUGGUGAAGGUUGUGUGUCUGGCUCACCUUCAGAUAUUCACGAUCGUGACUUGAGUCCAGAGAGAAGACAUGGUUCCAAGGACUGCAGUCCUAAAGCACAGCUGUCUCAGGGCGGCUUGCAGUUGACGUCUUCCUCAUGCAGCUCAGAAAGCUGGGCCAUCAUUGAUGUAGCAAGUGAUCAAAGUCUCUUUCAAACAUUUGUGGAUGAGUGGCAAUGCAAAAAGCGGUUUUCCAUCUCGCUGGCUUGUGAGAAGGUUAGAAGUCCCACGUCUUCUAAAACUACUACUAUUGGUGGUAGGUUGAAGCAAGUUAGUUUACCUCAGGAAGCCCCUGUGAUAGAUGAUGGAUUUCCUGUCCCAGGCUCUGAUGACAUCGCGGUGGUUGGACUGGCAGUGUGCUGGGGUGGCAGGGAUGCCUAUUAUUUUUCACUGCAGAAGGAGCAAAAGCAUUCUGAAAUGAGUGCCAGUCUGGCCCCACCUUCUCUGGAUCCGGCCUUGACUGUGAGAGACAGGGUGCGGCGCCUUCAGUCCUGCUUGCAGAAGGACUUUAAUAAAGAACGCUCUGUUAUCAUCUACGACUUCAUCCAGAACUAUAAAAUCCUCCUUCUAUCUUGUGGCAUUUCUUUGGAACAAAGUUAUGAAGAUCCUAAGGUGGCCUAUUGGUUACUCGAUCCAGAUUCUAAGGAGCCGACUCUUCAUAGCAUAGUGACUGCUUUUCUUCCCCAUGAGCUCCCACUCCUUGAUGGAAUGGAGACAGGCCAAGGAAUUCAGAGCUUGGGGCUGAAUGUGAGCACUGAGCAUUCUGGGCGGUACCGAGCAUCUGUAGAGUCCAUUCUCAUCUUCAACUCCAUGAACCAACUCAACUCUCUGUUACAGAAGGAAAACCUUCACGAUAUUUUCUGUCAAGUGGAGAUGCCCUCUCAGUAUUGCUUGGCCUUGCUGGAACUUAAUGGAAUUGGCUUCAGUACUGCGGAAUGUGAAAGUCAGAAGCACAUCUUGCAAGCCAAGCUGGAUGCCAUUGAGAGUCAGGCUCAUCAGCUAGCUGGCCACAGCUUCUCCCUCACCAGCGCUGAUGACAUUGCGCAGGUUUUAUUUUUGGAAUUGAAAUUGCCACCGAAUGGAGAGAUGAAAAUGCAAGGCAGCAAGAAAACUUUGGGUUCUACCAGGAGAGGGAAUGACAGUGGAUGCAAGCCGCGGCUGGGCAGACGGUUCAGCACUAGUAAGGAUGUCUUAAAUAAAUUAAAGGCAUUACAUCCUUUACCAGACCUGAUACUGGAAUGGAGAAGAAUAAGUAAUGCUAUUACCAAAGUGGUCUUCCCAUUGCAGCGGGAAAAGCGCUUGAAUCCUUUCCUUGGAAUGGAAAGAAUCUAUUGUGUAUCACAGUCACACACGGCUACAGGACGAAUAACCUUUACAGAACCAAAUAUCCAGAAUGUUCCAAGAGAUUUUGAGAUUAAAAUGCCAACACUCAUAGAGGAAAGCCUACCUUCUCAAGCCUUAGGCAAAGGCCUCUUUCCCAUGGGCAGAGGACAAAACAAGAAGGGCUGUGGCCUGCACUCUGGAUACCAGGCACUGAUGGAGGAGAAGGCCUCAGGUAGAAGGGUGCCAUUUUCAGUGAGCAUGAGACAUGCCUUUGUGCCUUUUCCAGGUGGUUUGAUACUGGCUGCUGAUUACUCUCAACUUGAACUGAGAAUCUUGGCUCACUUAUCUCAUGAUCUUCGUCUUAUUCAAGUAUUGAAUAGUGGAGCUGAUGUUUUCCGGAGCAUUGCGGCAGAAUGGAAAAUGAUAGAGCCCGAGUCCGUUGGGGAUGAUCUAAGGCAACAAGCAAAGCAGAUUUGCUAUGGAAUUAUUUAUGGAAUGGGAGCUAAAUCUUUAGGAGAGCAGAUGGGCAUUAAAGAAAAUGACGCUGCUUGCUAUAUCGACUCCUUCAAGUCCAGAUACACAGGUAUUAAUCAUUUCAUGAGAGAAACAGUGAAGAAUUGUAAAAGAGAUGGGUUUGUUCAGACCAUUUUGGGAAGGCGUAGAUAUUUGCCAGGAAUCAAAGACAACAACCCUUAUCUUAAGGCUCACGCUGAGCGUCAGGCCAUCAACACAACAGUCCAAGGAUCCGCUGCUGAUAUAGUCAAAAUAGCCACAGUUCACAUUCAGAAACAAUUAGAGGCCUUCCACUCAACCUUCAAAUCCCAUGCUCAUCGGGAGGGUGUGCUCCGCAGUGACAGAACAGGAUUAUUGCCAAAAAGAAAACUUCAAGGGAUGUUCUGUCCGGUGAGAGGAGGGUUCUUCAUCCUUCAACUUCAUGAUGAGCUUCUAUAUGAAGUGGCUGAGGAAGAUGCUGUUCAGGUAGCCCAGAUUGUCAAGAAGGAAAUGGAAAGUGCUAUGAAACUUUCUGUGAAACUGAAAGUAAAAGUGAAAAUAGGUGCCAGCUGGGGAGCACUGAAGGACUUUGAUGUAUAACAGGGCAGGUGACCAGGUACCCGAAGGAGACUGGCACAGAUCUAGUCACCCGGAAAGCACAGAAAUUUCCCUUUUGUCUUCUUCAUGAAGGCCAGUUUCCCAGUCUUGCUGAGCAGAGGGUAGCAUUUCUGCAGCGAGAGUUUCAAAUCUUUAUCAGGUCUACACUGUGUAGCAUGAGAAAAGAUUUUGAGUGGAGGUUUAAUGAGUAUAGUCACUCUCAGAGUAUCUUUGAGUUUGCCUUUCAUAAUUUAUUGUGGCUGUAAGUAGGUUUGGAAUAUAUACUUGAACUAUGCACUUGGCACUUUAGAUCAUCACCUAUCAGUGUUGAACAUGAAGGAAACAUCAUGUCUGUGGCGUUUUUAUUCCUGUCUGGAAUUCACGCACUUACAUAGAUCUCACAGGAGCCACAGAAAGAUAAGAGUUUCAUGUAUAUCACCAGGGUUAAGCAUUGUGUCUGAUCUUUUCCCUCCAGUAUUAAAGACUUUUGAAGUAGAAUUUAAGUAACAUUAACUGAUAAAUUAGAAUUAUAAAAAGUGGUAAGAUUUGAUAUGGUUGGAGUCCAAGUAUGAAUUUCAUGUGUUGUGAAAACUCAUGUUGAAAAGAUUGUAUUUCGUAUUCCCAAUCAGAUGUAUAAGACUGACCUUUUUGCUGUUGAAAUAAAUUUAUUAGAAACUUUA
Molecule: messenger RNA, 8333 nt
Organism: Jaculus jaculus (lesser Egyptian jerboa)
Lineage: Eukaryota; Metazoa; Chordata; Mammalia; Rodentia; Dipodidae
Gene: Polq
Product: DNA polymerase theta
Exons: 30
Coding region: 1-7656 (2551 amino acids)
Biological process (GO): double-strand break repair via alternative nonhomologous end joining; DNA-templated DNA replication
Molecular function (GO): ATP binding; DNA binding; DNA-directed DNA polymerase activity
Source: RefSeq, a predicted model, not a curated record